ACCACGUCGUCCCUUCGAUCCUCUAAAAAACUUAACAGGAAGAAAGUCAUCUCUCUCUCUAAAGAGCACAACACCAUGACUAGUACGGGCAGGGAGAUUCUCCACAAGAUGAAGGUGAAGGCUGGAUUGAGUUCAUCUGCAUCUGGUGACACAGGGAAAGGCAAGAGCAAGAUGUCGAAGCAUAUUACACAUGGUUAUCAUACAGUGGAGGGAAAAUCAAAUCAUGCCAUGGAAGAUUAUGUAGUCUCUGAUUUCAAGCAAGUGCAUGACAAAGAGUUGGGCUUAUUUGCUAUAUUUGAUGGUCAUUUGGGACAUGAUGUUGCAAGCUACUUACAAACACAUUUGUUCGAUAAUAUCUUGAAAGAGCAUGACUUCUGGACUGAUACGGAGAGUGCAAUAAGGAGAGCUUAUCGUGCAACGGAUGCUGAGAUAUUGGAGAAUGCGAUUGCCUUAGGAAAGGGAGGAUCAACUGCUGUUACAGCAAUACUGAUCAAUGGCCAGAAGCUAGUAGUAGCAAAUGUGGGAGAUUCUCGAGCAGUUAUGUGCAAGAAUGGUGUGGCCGAACAGCUGUCUGUUGAUCAUGAGCCAAGCAGGGAAAAGGGAAUGAUCGAGAGUCGAGGUGGUUUUGUGUCAAAUAUUCCUGGGGAUGUCCCACGAGUCGAUGGACAGCUUGCUGUAGCGAGGGCAUUUGGUAACAAGAGCUUGAAGAUACACCUCAGUUCAGAACCUGAUAUGUCCGAGCAGAUGAUUCACAAUGAUAUAGAGUUUCUCAUUCUGGCAAGUGAUGGCAUAUGGAAGGUGAUGUCAAACCAAGAAGCAGUAGAUUGUAUAAAGCACAUUAAGGAUUCUCAUUCAGCAGCAAAGAACCUGGUAGAAGAGGCACUUUCCAGGAAAAGUAAGGAUGACAUAUCUUGCAUAGUUGUAAGGUUUCGAUGAUAACUAUCUUUGGGAAAGCAGAAUCUGAGAUUUCCAUUAACGGUGGAAAUGCUAGCUAAUAUGUAUGCUGAAAUUAAUAGCUGAAUUGCAUGGAGAGUGGAAUCUGUAAAACUAUGUCUGUAUUAUUGUUUUAUUCAUAUUACAUUUCUAUCAAACUAUGGUAGCACAAUCUGUCAGAGUGAAAGUUGUUACAGUAGCAAUGCUAAGGAAUGGUAGUGGGAGGGGUGAGGAUCGACAAUGGACUCUAUUUUAAGCUUUUCUUCUUAGGAAAAUCAUGUAUCAACAGGAUGGAAUCCAAUGAGCUCCACCCCUUUUCUGUUUUUA
Messenger RNA from Populus nigra (black poplar), 1260 nucleotides. RefSeq names its product probable protein phosphatase 2C 58. Bases 76 to 936 code for a protein of 286 amino acids. Gene Ontology annotation, molecular function: protein serine/threonine phosphatase activity. Lineage: Eukaryota; Viridiplantae; Streptophyta; Magnoliopsida; Malpighiales; Salicaceae. The record is from RefSeq and is a predicted model, not a curated record. Gene Ontology annotation, biological process: protein dephosphorylation. The transcript is spliced from 6 exons. Gene Ontology annotation, cellular component: cytosol; nucleus.